Messenger RNA from Arabidopsis lyrata subsp. lyrata, 2752 nucleotides. RefSeq names its product probable L-type lectin-domain containing receptor kinase S.5. The record is from RefSeq and is a predicted model, not a curated record. The coding region runs from base 377 to 2341 and encodes 654 amino acids. NCBI's taxonomy places the organism in Eukaryota, Viridiplantae, Streptophyta, Magnoliopsida, Brassicales, Brassicaceae. Gene Ontology annotation, cellular component: plasma membrane. Gene Ontology annotation, molecular function: carbohydrate binding; ATP binding; protein kinase activity. Gene Ontology annotation, biological process: protein phosphorylation. The transcript is spliced from 2 exons.
AUUUAUCAAAUCUUCAGAUUAUUUUUAAAACAAUUACUAGAUUUCAACUUAUAUUUAAAUAUUAAUUUACACGUAAUUUCAACGUUUAAAUAACACAAUCAUAAUACAUAAUUUUGACAAAUUAGCUAGAUAAGACUUAUCCGACAACCCGUUAAAAUUAGUGACAGGUCAACUCUUCGUUGUUGAAUAAAAGAAGAUGUAAAACCAAAUUUCCAAUUUAGAAACAGUCGUAUUAUGACCAGAUUCUCCGAGUAAAACUUUAAUCUCGACGACGAAGCCAUUUUUAAUAUAUUUCCAAACCCAUAAAGAAAACCAUAUAAGAUUUAAUUUAUUGUAUGUGCAGAACCAAAAAAAAACACAAAAGAAAAAACACAGAAUGAGAUUUUCUCUUGCGUGGAAGCUCCUGUUCUUGAUUCUAACUAUAGCUUGUAAGCUCGAGACACAAGUGAAGUGCUUAGAGUUCAAUUUCCCUGGGUUUAAUGUGAGCAAUGAUCUGGACUUGAUCCGAGACAACUCAUACAUUGUCCUUGGAGCAAUCCAAGUGACUCCUGAUGUUAGUGGUGGGCCUGGUGGCUCUAUCGCCAACCAAGCGGGCAGAGCUCUAUACAAUAAGCCUUUCAGGCUAUGGAGCAAAGAUAAGAAUGCUACUUUCAACACCACUUUCGUUAUUAACAUCUCCAACAAAACUGAUCCCGGAGGCGAAGGCUUAGCUUUCGUUCUCACACCCGAGAAGACCGCUCCUCAGAACAGCUCAGGUAUGUGGCUCGGUCUGGUCAAUGAAAGGACAAACAUGACUCUCGAGUCGAGGAUCGUUUCUGUUGAGUUCGACACAAGGAAGAGCCAUCCGGAUGAUAUUGAUGGAAACCAUGUGGCUCUAAAUGUGAACAACAUCAAUUCUGUUGUUCAAGAAUCCUUGAGUGGUCGAGGGAUCAAGAUCGAUUCCGGAGUUGACUUAACCGCACAUGUGCGGUAUGAUGGUAAGAAUCUAUCGGUUUAUGUCUCUAGAAACUUGGAGGUGUUUGAACAGAGGAACUUAGUGUUUUCUAGGGCUAUAGAUCUCUUAGCCUAUCUUCCGGAGACAGUUUAUGUUGGAUUUACCGCUUCAACAAGCAAUUUCACGGAGCUGAAUUGUGUGAGAUCAUGGAGGUUUGAAGGUUCAGAGAUCGAUGGCGAUGGAAACAUGUUAUGGCUCUGGAUCACUAUCCCUAUAGUGUUUGUUGUUGUAAUAGGAGCUUUCUUAGGGGCAUUGUACUUGAGAUCUAGGUCAAAGGCAGGGGAAACAAAUCCGGAUAUAGAAGCUGAGCUAGAUAAUUGCGCUGCAAAUCCGCAGAAGUUCAAGCUGAGAGAGCUGAAGAGAGCAACAGGGAACUUUGGCGCGGAGAACAAACUCGGGCAAGGUGGGUUUGGGAUGGUGUUUAAGGGGAAAUGGCAGGGUAGAGACAUAGCUGUGAAACGAGUUUCCGAGAAAUCGCAUCAAGGGAAGCAAGAGUUUAUAGCCGAGAUCACAACGAUCGGUAAUCUGAAUCAUAGGAACCUGGUGAAAUUAUUGGGAUGGUGCUACGAGAGAAAGGAGUAUCUUCUGGUUUAUGAGUAUAUGCCUAACGGAAGCUUGGACAAAUAUCUUUUCUUGGAAAACAAGUCAAGAUCAAACCUAACAUGGGAGACAAGGAAGAACAUUAUAACAGGGCUAUCUCAAGCUUUGGAGUAUCUUCACAAUGGAUGUGAGAAGAGGAUACUUCACAGAGACAUAAAGGCAAGCAACGUAAUGCUAGACUCGGAUUUCAACGCCAAGCUCGGCGAUUUCGGGCUUGCGAGGAUGAUUCAGCAAAGCGAAAUGACACACCAUUCAACCAAGGAGAUCGCUGGAACACCUGGGUACAUGGCUCCGGAGACUUUUCUCAACGGGAGAGCCACAGUUGAAACAGAUGUGUAUGCGUUUGGAGUUCUAAUGCUCGAAGUAGUCUCAGGGAAGAAACCUUGCUAUGUCUUGGUCAAGGAGAACCAGAGCAAUUACAACAAUAGCAUUGUGAAUUGGCUAUGGGAGCUAUACAGAAAUGAAACCAUCAUGGAUGCAGCGGAUCCGGGAAUGGGAAGUUUGUUCGAUAAAGAAGAAAUGAAAAGUGUUUUGCUCUUAGGACUCGCUUGCUGCCACCCGAAUCCGAACCAAAGACCCUCCAUGAAAACGGUUUUGAAGGUCUUGACGGGUGAGACUAGCCCACCCGAUGUUCCUACAGAGAGACCGGCUUUCGUGUGGCCAGCAAUGCCUCCAUCUUUCAGUGACAUUGACUACUCUCUUACAGGGAGUCAGAUUAAUUCGCUUACUGAGCUUACUGGCCGAUGACAUUAAUCUUUAUUUGUGUGUUCUUCAAGAAUUAUUUGAUAAUUGAGUUUGUUUCGUUAUAUACUACUUAUAACUAUCUUUUUAGGGGCAUAGAAUUUGAUUGUGCUACUGAUUAAAAAAAAGUGAAUUUGUUAUUUUUGAAUUUUCCUUUGUUCCUAUAUUUCUGUGUUUGUAUCUUCCUCUGUUCCUACUGAAAUCCAGAGAGGUAAGAUUCUGCUUUUGGAUUUUUGGAUGUCUGUUAAUGAAGAAUGCAUAGGAAAACAUUGGGAUACAUUUUGAUUAUUGGAUACCAAUGAGCAGUUCAAAGAUUUUUUUACCUACAAUUUUGUAUCUAAAAUCAAACGUGUUGGUACAAAAUCGAUCCGUGUUCAUUUUUUAUCAUAUCUGUGGUAAGUAAAAUAACGAAAUGUA